Molecule: messenger RNA, 4107 nt
Organism: Camelina sativa (false flax)
Lineage: Eukaryota; Viridiplantae; Streptophyta; Magnoliopsida; Brassicales; Brassicaceae
Source: RefSeq, a predicted model, not a curated record
UCAUGUGAGAUAACAAAAACUACAAGUAGUCUUUACUUUGUCUCCUUUCGAAGAAGAACUACUCGGCGUUUUAGUCAAUCAUAAACACCACAAUUUUCUACCGUCAAUGUGACGCACACCUUCGAAGUUCCAAACUCACUCAUCAGAUUUCUACAAAUUCUUCUGAUCAUGGCGCGCCGGAAGAUCCAAUCUGAGUUGAUUUUGCAAGAAACUAAGGCUUUCCUCAAAUUAUCGGACGCUCUUUACAGAGGUUUAUGACACAGCUAUUGAAUGCGAGAACGAGCCGACCCAGGAAAACUCGAAAUUGUAGGUAACAAAAAAAGAAAAAAUCAUCUUUUUAUUUCUAUUUACUUGCACAAGUUUACAACAACAAGUAAAGGUUGCAUUUUUCUUGGAUGAGAGUCUCUAUCAAAAUGUCUUAUUAUUAACCAGGAAUUAUGAUAUGUCAAAAUAAAAGUUUGAGAAGAUGAUUGACACAAAGACUUUAACGAAGAUGACAAGAGGGUUGUGUAUGUAUGUCGGCCAAUUUGUGCUCUUUCGUGGAAAUACUUUGGCUUUAUACUCUGUUUUACUCACACACACGUUAAUAAGUUGGUAUGGCCUUCACUGUUGAAAAGUAAAAGAUAUCUCAAUAUAUUCAACGUUUGUCACCAUUGUCAAUGAGUUUGGACCGCAUUUAAUUUUGCCCCCACGACUGUAAUGGGAUCACGUUUUCGGGUUUGCUUCUUCUUUACCUUAAAAUUCCUUUCAUUUUCUGGUUUUAAGGUAGAAGCAGAACCCUUCUUUACCUUUGUAUAAGCUAAGAUGAAGCUUUCACUUGCUUUCAAUGCUACUAUCUUGUUACUUCAUUUUUGCAGCGUGGUCUUUGGUCAGUUCAGGUUUUCAAAUGAGACUGACAUGAAAGCUUUGCUUGAGUUCAAGUCUCAAGUUUCUGAAAACAAGAGAGAGGUCUUGUCCUCAUGGAAUCACUCCUCCUCAUAUUGCAAUUGGAUUGGGGUCUUAUGUGGCCGCAAAGAAAGAAGAGUUAUAAGUCUGGACCUUGGUGGAUUCAAGUUGGCCGGUACCAUCUCACCCUCCAUUGGUAAUCUCUCUUUUCUCAGAUUACUUAAUCUUGGGGACAACUCUUUUGGAAGUACCAUCCCUCAAGAGGUGGGAAUGCUACAUAGGCUUCAGUACUUGAACAUGAGCUAUAAUCUUCUCCAAGGAAGGAUUCCGCCUAGUCUUUCUAACUGCUCUAGACUGUUGAACCUUGAUUUGUCGUCAAACCAGCUUGGACAUAACAUUCCCUCAGAACUUGGUUCACUUUCUAAGCUUGUCAUUCUGUUUCUGGAGCAAAACAACCUUACGGGACAAUUCCACUUAUCGUUAGGAAACUUGACAUCACUCCAGGAACUUGACUUUGCAUAUAACCAUAUGGAUGGGGAGAUUCCAGAUGAUGUCGCUAGAUUGACCCAAAUGGUGUACUUCCAAGCAGCAGUGAAUCAAUUUUCAGGUGUUUUUCCUCCUGCAUUGUACAACAUCUCCUCACUUGUGUAUUUAUCCCUAGCCACCAAUAGGUUUUCGGGUAAUCUUAGGGAUGAUUUUGGUGAUCUUCUACCAAACCUAAGUAUACUUCUUUUAGGAGAAAAUCAGUUUACCGGAGCUAUUCCCUUAACACUUGGCAAUAUCUCAAGCCUUGGAAGGUUUCAUAUCUCAUAUAAUUACCUGACAGGAAGUAUCCCUUUGUCCUUUGGAAAAUUAAGUAAUCUGUGGUGGUUAGGGAUGAGUAAUAACGCUCUGGGGAAUAACUCUUUCAGUGGUCUUGAAUUUAUUGCUGCAUUGGCGAACUGCACUCAAUUAGAGUUCUUAGAUGUUGGGGACAAUAGACUUGGAGGUGAGCUGCCUGCCUCCAUAUCCAGUCUGUCCACCAAGUUGACUAGUCUGUCCCUUGGAGGAAAUCUUAUCUCUGGGACCAUUCCAAGUGACAUCGGGAAUCUUGAAAGCCUGCAAGAACUCAGUUUAGAAACAAAUUUUUUGACAGGAGGACUGCCAGACUCUUUCGGUAAGCUUUUGAAAUUGCAGGUGGUGGAUCUGUAUUCAAAUGCAAUAUCAGGGGAAAUACCAUCUUAUUUUGGCAGCAUGACUCAGUUGCAAAAGCUCCAUUUGAAUAACAAUAGUUUCCACGGAAAAAUCCCUCAGAGUCUUGGACGUUGUCGAUACUUGCUAGACCUAUGGCUUGAUGCAAAUAGGUUGAAUGGGAGUAUACCUCAGGAAAUACUGCAAAUUCCAUCUCUCGCCUACAUUGAUUUGUCAGACAAUUUGUUGACCGGCUCUUUUCCGGAAGAGGUUGGAAAGUUAAAACUUCUUGUUGGACUAGGUGCUUCGAACAACAAACUAUCAGGACAGAUGCCACAGAGCAUAGAGGAUUGUCUCUCGUUGGAAUUUCUCUAUAUGGAAGGAAAUUCGUUUGAUGGUGCCAUUCCAGAUAUAAGCCGGUUGGUAAGCCUAAAAAUUGUUGACUUCUCCAACAACAAUUUCUCUGGCUGCAUUCCUCAAUAUCUAGCCAAUUUUCAUUUGCUGCGAAAUCUAAAUCUUUCUAUGAAUAAGUUCGAGGGAAGUGUGCCAACGACAGGAGUGUUUCGAAAUGCUACAGCAGUUUCUGUUUUUGGAAACAAAAAUCUAUGCGGAGGCGUCAGAGAAAUGCAACUAAAACCAUGCAUUUUGCAAGCACCACCAAGGAAGAAAAAGCCUCUUUUACUUAGAAAGAAAUUUGUCAGUGGUAUUGGUGUUGGUAUAGGUAUAGUUUCGCUUUUGUUAAUCAUAAUUUUGGCUUCUCUGUGUUGGUUCAUGAAGAGGAGAAAGAAGAAGAAUGCCAGUGAUAGUAACCAACCUGAUUCUAAAACUUUGGGGAUGUUCCAUGAAAAGGUAAGUUAUGAAGAGCUUGAUAGUGCAACAAAUGGCUUCUCUUCAACCAAUCUGAUUGGUUCAGGCAAUUUUGGUAAUGUUUUUAAAGGAUAUCUUGGCCUUGAGAAUAAACUCGUCGCUGUUAAAGUUCUGAACCUCUUGAAGCAUGGAGCAACUAAAAGCUUUAUGGCGGAAUGUGAGACCUUAAAAGGUGUACGGCAUCGUAACCUUGUUAGACUGAUAACAGUUUGUUCAAGCCUCGAUUCCAAGGGAAAUGAAUUCAGAGCUCUGGUCUAUGAAUUCAUGCCAAAAGGAAGUCUGGAUAUGUGGCUGCCGCCAGAAGAUGUGGAAAGGGGAGACGAUCAGUCGAGAUCCUUAACACUUGCAGAGAAACUCAACAUUGCAAUAGAUGUGGCUUCCGCUUUGGAGUAUCUGCACGUUCAUUGUCAUGACCCUGUAGCUCACUGUGAUGUUAAGCCAAGCAAUGUCCUUCUAGACGAUGAUCUGACUGCUCAUGUUGGUGACUUUGGUUUGGCUCGGCUCUUGUAUAAGUUUGAUCGAGAAUCCUUUCUGAACAAGUUUAGUUCUGGCGGUGUCAGAGGCACUAUUGGCUAUGCCGCACCAGAAUAUGGAAUGGGAGGCCAACCAUCAAUACAAGGAGAUGUGUACAGCUUUGGAAUUCUACUUUUGGAGAUGUUUACAGGAAAGAAACCGACAGAUGAAUCAUUUGCAGGCGAUUAUAACCUCCACAGCUACACGAAGUCAGUAUUGUCCGGUUACACAAGCAGUGGAGGCGGCAACGCCAUUGAUGAAUGGUUGAGACUUGUUUUGCAAUUGGGAAUAAGGUGUUCUGAAGAAUGUCCAAGGGAUAGGAUGCAAAUGGCUGAAGCAGUACGUGAAUUAAUCUCAAUCAGAUCUAAGUUCUUCCGUUCUGAGAUGACUACCACCGAGCUGAGUCCUCAGGAUGUUGUGCAUAGUUAUCCUCAGGAAUGGAUAUUAAAUGCUGACGUGCAUACAAUCUAGACCCCAAAAUGAUGACAUCACAAUCACCUUCAUAACUACUUAUGGUGAAACAGUGAAUGUGUAUCUGCUUCUGCUUCAUUCAAAACAUAAAGACUAUUGCGAUUGCAAGAAUGCUAAGCCAUUUUCUUAUAUCAAUAAAGAACAUUUUAUAAUCUACUCAUAUCUCUUUUGUAGUUUUUAUAAUCAUUUUCACUACUUACU